Messenger RNA from Suillus discolor, 771 nucleotides. RefSeq lists its product as uncharacterized. NCBI's taxonomy places the organism in Eukaryota, Fungi, Basidiomycota, Agaricomycetes, Boletales, Suillaceae. The record is from RefSeq and is a predicted model, not a curated record. The transcript has 4 exons. Bases 1 to 771 code for a protein of 256 amino acids.
AUGCGUGCACUGCCUCCGCUCAGCGCGCGUUACCGUUAUCGUCGCUCAUCGUCGCUUACCAUCACUCAUUGUCGCUCGUCGUCGCUUCUGCUCGCUCGUGCUUCGCUCAUCGUCCAAUCCCCUUGGGUCGACGUAUAUCUUGCUCAUCGAGGACUACUUGAGUACAUCUCACACCACCCAUUCUUCCACACUACACAUUCCUCAUCUACACCGGGUUCAUGGGAGGGUGCACUCCGGCCCCUUGAGGCCCACAAUAUUCGGGGACCAAGUGAGGAUAUCGGAUCAAUAGAGGAUCCCUCUGAUGUUGUUGGAGCAAAUGGACGCAAACGGACCAAGAAGCAGCAGGCUGCCGCCAACAGAUGUUUCAGACAAGGCGUCAUGCAGGUUUCAUGGAUUUGGACUUCAGUUGGCAUUUUAGGGGACGACAAUGAUGUUGGUUUGAAUGACGCACUCCACGUGGAAUGGGUAAAAGCACGUGCACAUGCCCUACGCUGGAAUGAGGAGGUUUUACUCCUGAAGGAAGAGAUGCGGCACACACGUACUUAUAUUGAGUGGAAAGCCGGGUGCCUACUAUCGGAAGGUAUUGCAGUGUAUGCUUUUUGCCAAGCAGCACUGCACCGUAAGCUUUCCAUUUCAUUUAUGCGGCUCUGGUCUGCUUCGCCGACAACAAACCAGGUUCCGGCUUCCCAGUCAAUUAUUGAAGAUGACGAGGACGUGGUUAUUGAUGAUGAGACCUACGAGGAUGACGCAGAGGAUGACAUGGAGGAUUGA